Naegleria gruberi is the source of this 2094-nucleotide messenger RNA. RefSeq lists its product as uncharacterized. NCBI's taxonomy places the organism in Eukaryota, Heterolobosea, Eutetramitea, Acrasida, Naegleriidae. The transcript has a single exon. The record is from RefSeq and is a predicted model, not a curated record. The coding region runs from base 1 to 2094 and encodes 697 amino acids.
AUGAAACUCUCCAUUUCCUCCUCGAGAAGUCUUUCACAUCGUUUACCAAGGAAAUCAGCAACAUAUUUUCGGAAUUAUAUAUUAAAUUAUAGCAAUAAUAUUCAUCAGCAUAGUAGUAAUAAUAAUAUUAAAUGUAAUAAUACUAGUUUAAUAUUUAAUGUUGGUGAUGGUGAUGGAAUGAGACAUUAUCACUCAUCGGAAUUGAAAUUAAAAUUCGCUGAUGAUUUAAAAACAUUCAAAUCCCAUAGAAACUCUUCUCCAAAUAAUAAUUUAAGCAAGCCUAAUAUUACUACUAAUACUUCAUCAAUUACAUCUAAUACAAGCAAUGCCACUACUACUAGUACUUCUAUCAAAUCCAAAUCUAAUCUUCGUACGAGUGGAGUUUUUGUUAGGAAGGAAAUUAGUCAUGAGGAAAAUUUGCUUAAUAUUCAACAAAUGAAAUUGCAAAUUGAAGAACAAUUGAAAAAGAGUAGGAAAUUGCAACAGGAAGCUGUGGAUAAAAAUCAAUUGGAAAAGUCGAGACGUGAGUUGGGAAAGGAUUUGGAAUAUGUGAGGGAAUUAUUGGCUAGUAAUGAGCAGGAAAAAGCUGGAGUUUUCUUGUUGAAUAGAAUUAUGGCUCCUGGAAAUAAUGUACUGUGUGAUGAAAUGUUGAAUUUUUCUCUUGUGUUUGUUCAGUCUUUACUUCAGGGAUGGGCUUUUAAAACUAAGGAAUGGAGCGAAUGGAUUGAGAAAUUGAAAGAAAUUGAAGUUAGCAAAUUGUUAAAUGAAAUUAUUCAAAAGAUUAAUCCAGAACGAUUUGGAAUGCCGGAAAAAAGUACUGAAAUUCAACAAAUGGAUUUGAAAAAAGCAGUUCAUUCCAUAUUGACCAGUGAUUAUUCUGAUUUGAUCGCCAAAUCAUCAAUUAUUGAUUUGGAAAUUCAAAAGGCAUUUCUAUUAUUUUUCACAAAUGUUGUUAAUGAAAAUGUUCAUCCUAAUAUAACACUGAGCAAGGAACUUUUCUCUGGGUAUUGCUACACUAUUAUGCUCAAUGAACCACUUAUGACCACCGAUAAUAAUACUGAAAAAACCGUACUUCUCAAAAUGCUUAAUAAUGCUCAGGCCUUAUUCCAAAAAGCUCAUCUGAAUAACAAUGUCUUUGAUGAUAUUGGAACAGGAAUUCCUCUUAAUUUGAAAUCUUGUAUGAAUUUAUGUCAAAUAAUUUUGAACUCUGAUGGAAAAAACGAAAAAACAAUCGAGAUUACCAAAUCUCAACUUUUUGAAUUACAAAAAACUGAUCCUAACAAUCCAUACAUUACAUAUUUUAAUAUUAUUACACUAGAAAAGAGAGUUAAGUUCUUAUUAACUAAGGAUGUUACGAAAAAUCAAGUGAAAACAAAACUUGAAGAUAGUUUAACUCAAUGCAUUAACUUGUGCAAUCUAUUGGAAAAGAUGUUGAAGAGAUAUUCCGUGAGGAAAACCAGCUCUUAUUCAUUCAUGCCUAUUGCAUUACGACUUGCUUCAAUUCAUAGUUUGCACAUUGAUUACUACUCUAAAUCCAGAGACACUCUUCCUAAGGUUCAAGAAUCAGCCGCAGCAAUUAUUGAGCAGUUGAAUUCUCUUCAGGAAAUUUUCACAAAUUGUCCUCCUAGAAUUACGAGUAACCUUAUUACUCAAAGUAUUUUCUUAAGAAUGAGAGCUAAUUUUUACUUGAGAAAUCAUGCAGCCACUGCCGAAACCUUCAAUAUUCUAUUCUCCAUAAGACAUUUGUGUGAAUUUGAUCCAUACAUUGUUAAUAGCACAUCAUUUUACCUUGCUGGACGAACUGUCACAAAAUCUGCUUCAGAUGCCAUUCCUUAUCUACAAGAAUUGGAAUCAGAACAUCCUGAAUCAUUGGACAUGAAACUUUUACUCAUUAAUGCCAAGGACUUUGCAUUGGAAAACUCAAUUGUAACUAAGGAUUUAAUAAUCAACGUGACAGAAAACUAUAGAGGAUUACAAGCUCAAAUUGAAAAAGAAAAGCCAAAGAAUGCAGAUGCUCUCCUACACAAAAUCAAAACAAGAUUAACCUUCUUGGAAAAUUUACUAGGCUCUUCAACAACAAACAUUCUUAGAUAA